Messenger RNA from Leucoraja erinaceus (little skate), 2546 nucleotides. RefSeq names its product NEDD8. Gene Ontology annotation, cellular component: cytoplasm; nucleus. Gene Ontology annotation, biological process: regulation of proteolysis; protein neddylation; modification-dependent protein catabolic process. Gene Ontology annotation, molecular function: protein tag activity; ubiquitin protein ligase binding. NCBI's taxonomy places the organism in Eukaryota, Metazoa, Chordata, Chondrichthyes, Rajiformes, Rajidae. The coding region runs from base 87 to 323 and encodes 78 amino acids. The record is from RefSeq and is a predicted model, not a curated record. The transcript has 4 exons.
CCAUUGGCGGAUGGUGAAGGGGGCGGGGCGGCGCGACCCCGGAUGUGAUUGAGCGUCGGCGGAGCGGAGUAGGGAGAGGAGCGAGGAUGCUGAUCAAAGUGAAGACGCUGACUGGGAAGGAGAUUGAGAUCGACAUUGAGCCCACUGACAAGGUGGAGAGGAUCAAAGAGCGAGUGGAGGAGAAAGAGGGGAUCCCCCCACAGCAACAGCGCCUCAUCUACAGCGGCAAACAGAUGAACGAUGAGAAGACAGCAGCAGACUACAAGAUACAAGGAGGCUCCGUACUGCACCUGGUCCUAGCCUUGAGAGGAGGGUUUCUAUGACCCACAUUGAACACCGCGGAGAGGAGGGGAGGGGGGGGAGGUAACGCAUCCCCCACCUGGCACGCCCCCCCUCCCUCCCCCCCCCCCCCCCCCCCCACCCUCCCUCUGCGCUAAACCCCACUCGCCAGAAAAAGUCGGCGUUUAGAACUAUUCUUCGUUCAGUCAAUGUGCGUUGACAUUUAUUUCCCCCUCACCACGUUAUAUACACGCGCGCCCACCUUUUUCUCUCUCCCCCCCCCCCCCCCCCCCGAGAGCCUUGGAGCGCGUUCAGCUUCACCCCUCGUCCCACCCCCCUCCCCCCUCCUAUCAGAAUGCAUAGGGAGGUUUGUUAAGGGGGGUGGGCAGUAGUAUUUUCACCUGGGGGGGGGGGGGGUGGGGUGGGGGCAAGGGAUAACAAACAUUAAACUGACUGUGUUGUGCUUCCUUGAUUCUGCCAUCUUGUUGCAUUUCAUUCAAUGAUAGUCGAUGGUGCUUCUUAUUGUCACAAAUGUUAAUUGUUAACACAGGGAAUUUAUUUUCUGUCCCGUUACUUGUCACGUGUACCGAGGUACGGUGGAAAGCUUUUUGAACUGGACUCGCAGCACCGGAGACCCAAGUUCGAUCCGGGAUAGCGAGCAACAAAAAGCUUUUCACUGAUUUGAGGAAGGACAUUCCCCAAAUUUGAGGAAGGACAUUCUUGCUAUUGAGGGAGCCCAGCGUAGGUUCACCAGGUUAAUUCCCGGGAUGGCGGGAUUGUCAUAUGCUGAGAGAAUGGAGCGGCUGGGCUUGUACACUCUGGAGUUUAGAAGGAUGAGAGGGUAUCUCAUUGAAACAUAUAAGAUUGUUAAGGGCUUGGUCACGCUAGAGGCAGGAAACAUGUUCCCGAUGUUGGGGGAGUCCAGAACCAGGGGCUACACAGUUUAAGAAUAAGGAGCAAGCCAUUUUGAACGGAGACAAGGAAACACUUUUUCUCACAGAGAGUGGUGAGUCUGUGGAAUUCUCUGCCUCAGGGCGGUGGAGGCCGGUUCUCUGGAUGGUUUCAAGAGAGAGCUAGAUAGGGCUCUUAAAAAUAGCGGAGUCAGGAGAUAUGGAGAGAAGGCAGGAACGGGGUACUGAUUGGGGAUGAUCAGCCAUGAUCACGUUGAAUGGCGGUGCUGGCUCGAAGGGCCGAAUGGCCGACUCCUACACCUAUUGUCUAUUGUCACUGUACUUCAGUACACGUGACAGUAAACCAGACUGAACUGGUCUGGUGGACGAGCAGGGGCCGGAAAGACUGUGGCCGUUUCCCCCCCCCACCCCCCAGGCCGGCCAUCCGCCGGGUCCCGCGGACACCAUCGGCAACUUCCUCCUGCAGGCCGCCAUCUAUCGUGUCUCCCGUUCGACCACGUGAUUCAGCGGUGCGUUUAAUGUCGCAUGUACAAAGUCCGAGGAAGCGUCCAGAGGAGAUUUACGAGAAUGAUCCCAGGAAUGAGUGGGCUAACAUAUGGUGAGCGUUUGAUGGAACUGGGCCUGUACUCGCUGGAGUUUAGAACGAUGGGAGUGGGAAGGGGGGGGGGGGGGGGGGGGGGGGACCUCAUAGAGAUUUAGCGAAUAGUGAAACUCCUGGAUAGAGUGGAUGUGGACAGGAUGUUUCCACUAGUGGGAGAGUCAAGGACCGGAGCCUCAGUGUAAAAGGACGUUCCUUUCGGAAGGAGAUGAGGGGGAAUUUCUUUAUUCACAGGGUGGUGAAUCGAAUUCAUUGCCACAGACAGCUGUGGAGGCCAAGUCGAUGGAUAUUUUUGGCAGAGAGAUAGAUUCUCGAUUAGUACGGGUAUCAGGGGUUAUAUGGGGAGAAGGCAGGAGAAUGGGGUCAGGAGGGAGAGCCCCAUCGCCCGGUGGGGUAACAACAUCGGAGGCCUGGAUCGCCUCAGCGCAGAGGGAGAAUAAGGAGGGGAAGAGAGAGUGACUUUAAGACUUUUGCCUCCAUCACAGUGAGGAGGUGCCUGGUGAACUCACUGUGGUGGAAGUUAAGUUGUGUUUAUUGUGUGUUUUGUUGUUUAUUAUUAUAUGUAUGACUGCAGGCAACAAAAUUUUGUUCAGACCAAAAGGUCUGAAUGACAAAUAAAGGAAUCUAAUCUAAUCUAAUCUAAGAAUGGCGGAGUAGACUUGAUGGGCCGAAUGGCCUAAUUCUUCUCCUAUCACCAUAAGCAAAUAAUUUUCUUACAGUUAUAGAGUAAAAUAGUCAUACAGCGUGGAAACAGGCCC